GAGGUGUGUCGAGCGCUCGACCUGGUCGAGGCUGCAGUGGCCACGGCUUGCGCGGAGGCGGCCAAGGUUGGCACGGUGGCCGCCGCUGCUGCGGCGCGGGGGGACGAGGCCUUCGGUGCGCGCGCAGGAGCCGUGUGCGAGGAGCUCGCCUCGGGGCGCGCGUCGCUGGAG
This is a messenger RNA of Prorocentrum cordatum, 171 nucleotides long. Lineage: Eukaryota; Dinophyceae; Prorocentrales; Prorocentraceae. The record is from the annotation of a GenBank genome assembly.